Molecule: messenger RNA, 2211 nt
Organism: Thecamonas trahens ATCC 50062
Lineage: Eukaryota; Apusomonadida; Apusomonadidae
Exons: 2
Coding region: 109-2211 (700 amino acids)
Biological process (GO): interstrand cross-link repair
Cellular component (GO): nucleus
Molecular function (GO): flap-structured DNA binding; 5'-flap endonuclease activity; 5'-3' exonuclease activity
Source: RefSeq, a predicted model, not a curated record
GACCGCCACACGCAAGCGCAAGCGAAAGAACACACCUAUGUCCGACUCCACCCUCACCCCCACACCCUCUGCUGGUGCUGGUGCUGCUUCCUGUCCGGGGCUGGGGUCAUGGCUGGCUCACGAGGAACGGGGCGCAAGAGGGCGGCGACAGGCAGAGGUGCAGGCAAGAGUCGGCGGAUCAACACCAGGGAGAUGGAUCUAGAGGCGGCGCUGAAGGCGUCGGCGGAAGAGGCGGCGCGGGCGGACAAGUUGGAGAGCGUGCGGGCAAAGGAGGCAAAGGCUCGGCGUGAGGCGCGGAAGAGGGUCCGAUCCGAGGGCUUGCAUGUGGUGACACCGGCGACGCUGGCUGGCGAGAUGGCGAGCGCCACGGGCAGAUUCAGGCUGUACUACAUGCGGCAGAUGGGUCUUAUUCUAGAGCACGUUGUCCCGACCUGGAUGCAUGUGCUGAGCCCUGCUGAGGUCGACAUUGCCCGCAAGUUCGUGACUGGCCUCACCUCGCCGGCGCAGCGGUUGUUUGUCCGCCUUUACCUCCGCAAGGGUCCCUGGUUCACCCUCAACGCGUGUAUGCAAUACUCGGAGCUAGUCCUUCCUCCGCCAGCCGACGACGGCCUCGUCGAUGCGCUGGCGGUACAGGCUGCGGUGGAGGCUGCCGGCGCCGAGCUCGAGGACGCCGGCUUUGCGCUCAAGGACUUUGCCGGCGAAGCUAGCGUCGACGAGCUGAUAGGCGCACGGAGUAGAGUCGAACUGGAAGCGUUUGUGGUCGAGGCACUGGGAGCAGGGCCCAGCCUGGCGCGGAGCGAGAAGCGAGCCGGGCUGGAGGCGAUGGUGCGGCGGGAGGCUCACGCGCGCGACCUGCUUGUCGCCCAUCGGAGCCAGCCCGAGUGGGUCAUCCGGCUCGCACCCGAGGUGACAGCCGUCUUUGACCUAUGCCAGUUUCUGUUCCAGCUCCGCGACGCGCGCGACCGCGACGCGAUGACCUCGCUGACUCUAAUGGCGAUGCGGCAGGCGCGGUUUGCCCAUCUCCCGCUGGAGCCGCUGCCGACAAGCGUGCCGGUGCGCGGGCGGAGUGCGGUCGUCAUGGACGACGACGGCAAGGCGCGGAGCGCGUCUGGCGCGUCGGCGGCGCGAGCCAUCUUUCCUACACGGCACGCGCUCGACGCCUUUAUGGCGCUGCAGGCCAGCGUGGCAAGUGUUGACGGCGCCAAGACAAUGACGCCUGACCUGGCGGCGCUCGUCGAGGCGUCACAACUGUGGCUCGAGGCGCACGCAGGACGGUUUGCGCGCAAGCACAGCGGGCCUCCGCCAUUUGCGCUCCGGUACACCGCCGGAUGGCAGCACGCGCGGCUGCUGACGUACGGGACGCGGGUGCUUGAGCGCGAGGGCCGGUAUCGCGAUGCCGUCGCCGCACUCCGGCUCCUCCUCAGCCUCAACGGGCUCUGUGUCCAUCGGCGCGGCGAAUGGUGGGAACGGCUGGCAACAGACCUAGUCCACCUCAAGCGGCCACAGGAGGCACUCGACGCGGCGGUGGCCGGCCUCGCGGAGCGUUGGGUGGUGUUUGGCCAUCGGUUUGCGCUGCAGAAGCGUGUGGCGAGCCUUGCCAAGCCGCCGCUGGUGUACUCUGCGGCGCGCCUGGCGAGUGUCCGGGCGCACUUUGAGGAGCUGGCCGAGCCAAGCACGCGCACGAUUGUAGGCGAGCUCGUCGGCGGCGGGGCAGGGUGGAGCGGGCGGAACGUGUGGGCGGCGGGGCCAACGAGCGAUGUGCCCGGCGCGCAUGUGAGCGUCGAGCAGGUGGCGCUCGACUGGUACGCGGCCAAGCUGGGGUAUGUAGGGCGGCACGAUGAGGGCACACUUUUGCGAUUGGUCUUUGUGCUUGUGCUGUAUGACGCACUGUUUGCGAGCGUCGACGGGGUGUUUGUGACGGCGGCACAGGACGCGCCGCUCGACACCCGCGACGCGCACUUUUACGCGCGGCGGGCCGAUGUCAUCGAGGCAGCGCUAGAACAAGUGAGUCGCCUUGGCGGCGAAGAGCUCGGAGCACACCUCGCGGUGGCGUAUGCAGCGCACGAGGGCAAGUGCGUGCGUGGCGCGGCGUGGGAGAGCGUGAGUGUGGACGAGGUGGUGGGCUUUGGGCGAGCGGCGCGCGGACCGGCCCUCGCGAGCCUGCUGCGGGCGAUGGCGAAGCACCGGGGGCGGGCGCUGUCGGCUCGGUGA